Penicillium odoratum is the source of this 342-nucleotide messenger RNA. Its product is annotated as BolA family protein. The record is from RefSeq and is a predicted model, not a curated record. NCBI's taxonomy places the organism in Eukaryota, Fungi, Ascomycota, Eurotiomycetes, Eurotiales, Aspergillaceae. The coding region runs from base 1 to 342 and encodes 113 amino acids. The transcript has 3 exons.
AUGGCCUCUACAACCCCAAUGGAGGAUCUCAUGCGCGACAAGAUCACUCACGUUUUCACUCCUUCAACCCUCAUUAUCCGUAACGAUUCCCACAAGCACGCGCACCAUGCUGCCAUGCAAGGAGCCACGUCGAAGGAGACCCACUUCCAGUACGAAAUCCAAGUCUAUGUGACGAUUACCUCUUCCUCUUUUGAAUCGAAGAUGCAGCCUGCGCGGCAUCGGAUGGUAUAUGCCUUGUUUAAGGAUGAGAUGAGUCAGGAAGGAGGUAUCCAUGCAUUGCAGUUGAAGACGAAGACACCGGCCGAGGAGCAGCGGGAGAAGGAGAGGGAAGCACAGGCAUAA